Messenger RNA from Anopheles funestus (African malaria mosquito), 7871 nucleotides. RefSeq lists its product as uncharacterized. The coding region runs from base 1270 to 6576 and encodes 1768 amino acids. Gene Ontology annotation, biological process: Notch signaling pathway; membrane protein ectodomain proteolysis. Gene Ontology annotation, molecular function: metalloendopeptidase activity. NCBI's taxonomy places the organism in Eukaryota, Metazoa, Arthropoda, Insecta, Diptera, Culicidae. The transcript has 13 exons. Gene Ontology annotation, cellular component: plasma membrane. The record is from RefSeq and is a predicted model, not a curated record.
CGUGAAGAUUAGUUUUCCAUUUCAGCCUAGUGUACCAUCCCCCACCCAAUGGCAGGGGGUGUGUUAAUAAGCAUCUAUCGAAAAACCCGUCAUCAAGUAGGGAAUAUUUGAUGGAAAGCUGUGUGUUGCGGGAUUCACAUCAGAUUCAUCACUUUCAUCCGCGUAGCAGCAGAGCAAGAGAGCUUUCCGUGUGGAGUUCUCUUCUUGGCUUCAUCCGUACAGCACUUUGGACGCUGUGUAGCUCUGCACGUUAGCUCCAAUCACCACUACCACCAAGCAGUAGUGCCCGACAUACCAAAACAAGCCCCAACGACCGACUGUGUGUGUUUGUAUGCCUUUCUUAGGCGGCCGGAGAACGUCCGGAGUGCGUUCUGUGCGAUGUGUUGAACAAAACGAAGAAAGAAACGCAAAAGCUCUCAAACCAGCUGGUUUUGCCUGUGGGCAGUGUGUGUUGGCGGUGUGUUGUGACUCGGACGUAAAAUUACGUCGCCGGAAAAAAAGAGACACGGGAAUCGAUUCCACACUCCAUCGUUUGGUGUGGUGUGGCGGGUGUUUUUUUUCCCCCAUCAACUCAUCAGUGCAGUUGACCAAUGUUCAUCGCAACAUUGCAUUGAAAAGUGGUAGCGUUUUACAAUUAGCUAGUUAGCAACGAAUAAAAAAAAAGGUGUCGAUUGGUGUGCCACCUGUGCAUGAGCAUGAAGUUUCGGUAGAUCGAUAGUGAGUGGUGGUGAUCUGUUCGGUGAGAGUCAGCUGAGCAGCUGGUGAGAGAAAAGCGGUGUGCGUGCGUGCGAUCGUGUGAAAAAUCAUUUUCCGGAGUGAAAUUUUACGAGUGUGAAAGUGUGUGUGUGUGUACGUGAGUGCGAAAUGUAUUAAGAUGAAGCAUUAUCCGGUGAUCAUUCCGGCGCACAUUCGACCGGUCGCGUCGUAACCACCGGUGUCGUGCUGGUGAAGUGUGAAAUAGUGCGAAGAUUGUGGCGUUCGAUCACGUAGCGGUAGCUGUAGCAGUAGUGACCGGUGGCAGCAAAAAAAGUAACCUACCUCCUUCCUCGGUUAUCUUCCUGCCCCAAAACCCCACCUCCUCUCCCUUCUUCCUUGUAUCCUCCCAGUACACAUACCCUUCGCAAGGCGCCUAAUCAAAAAGCUUUCCACGGUCCGGGUUUUUCUGUCACCGUUUGUUCGCGCGUUUACCCCGCGUAGGUCAUGGUUUUUAGAUCCGAUGUGCAUUCAAUUAAAAUUUAAAUGAGCAUUUGGUGAUGUCAUUACGUUCGGAUGAUAAUGAACAGGAUUAUAUUCGGGGUGUUUCUCAUCCUCACGUGCCGGCCCCCAUCCGCACUACGGCUCCCGCCAGGACUGGACUGGCGGUAUCAGCCGCCAUCGGGCUACGGUAUUGCAGGACCGACGACCGGAACGGUUGGCAUCGUAGCCGUACAGGCGACACCACUUGCACAAGUACCAUCCUUGGCAUCUGGAGGAGCCGACUCGGCGAUCAACCCGUUCAUUCGGUACUGGGAACCGGCCCGGUUCGAUCGCGGUUUGCUAGAUGUAGCCCACCAGCAUCACGAACAGCAUCGGAGGCGUCGCCGGAGCAUCAACUACGAGCAUGGUUCCGCCGCGUACGGACCAGCCAAUGUGGUGCGGUUGAACUUCCGGGCUCAUGAUCGCGAGUUCCGGCUGAUAUUGCGAGAAGACCCGCGUUCAGUAUUUUCCCGUGAUGUCCAGAUCGAGAACACCGAGGGCCCGAUGGACUACGAUCUAUCGCGCAUCUACACCGGCACAGUUGAAGACGAUGAACACUCGCACGUCCACGGUGUGCUGACCAGCGACAACCUAUUCGACGGUACGGUUGUCACGAACCUAGAGCAAUACUACAUCGAACCGGCCGCCCGUUACUCACCGGAGCUCGAGCGGCGGCACGGUGUCCAUACUGUGAUCUACAAACUCAGCGAUGUGAAAAUUCACCAGAACCACCACGGCCAUCACCGGCCACCAUUAAGGACAGACGGCCAAAAUAGCAGCAGGGAAGGUUCAUCUGUGCCGGUGCGCCAAGGUGCGACUUCCGGUGUGCGUAUGUUAAAUUUAGCAAAAAACCAGUCUAGCACUAGAAUUCAAUUCAAUCCGGAUGCGAGUGGCCACCGAACAGAACCGGUGGAUAGUGGUGAAGCCGUAGCAGGGCGAGGUCGCACCGGAACUGCGACACGGAAAAUGCGCAGAAAACGGCGCUGGCUGGAAGAGGAAGAAGUGAUACAGGAGAGUAGAAACCCAUCGCUGCCACUAGAUCUAGAAGUACCCUAUAACAAUGACUACACGAUAGUGCGCAGUCACGGGAAGGCGACGAACGACGGCAGUACCGUAGCAACGGCUGGUACCGGUGCACUACCCCCGACCCGUACCACCAUCAACCGAACGGUCAAUCGUGGCAUUAUUGGUGGAACGGGAAUCGAUGCACCGACGGUACGAACUACCGCACCGGCAGUAAACAAUCGUAAGAACCACUUUCUGUACAACAUCUACAAUCCGCACGGCAGCGGUAGUACCAUCAUUACGGGCGGUGGUAUGGUGAGCGGCAUUGGGGGUGGUGGUGGUGGUGCGGAACAGUUCCCGUGGACGCGCACGACCAAUAUGACCGGUACGAACCACAACAAGGAUCACUACGUCGAGAUAAUUACGAAGAAUGGAUCGACGCGCAAGAAUAUUCCGGUUGCCGAUCAUCCGGAUGUGAUGGUGAAUGGGAAUAUUAAUCUGAACGUGCGGAACGAUCUGCACGAUCACCAUCACCAUCAUCAGCAGCAGCUGCUGCAGCAACAGCAGCAACAGAAGGAACAAAAAUCGUUUGCCAACUCGCUGUACGAUCGGAAGAGCACUUGUAUGUUGUAUCUGCAGGCGGACCAUACCUUCUUCCAGAAGAUGGGCUCGGACGAGGCGAGUAUCGAGGCCAUAACACGGCAUGUGCAGCGAGCAAAUCUCAUCUACCGGAAAACAGAUUUCAAUGGUGAUGGUAAACCGGACAACAUUACCUUCAUGAUCAAGCGCAUUAAGGUGCACAAUCAGAAUGCGCUGAAGGAUCCUUUGUAUCGGUUUCCCGGAAACUACGGUGUGGAAAAGUUCCUAGAGCUAUUUUCGGAGGAGGAUUACGAUGCGUUCUGUUUGGCGUACAUGUUCACCUAUCGCGACUUCGAGAUGGGCACCCUCGGGCUGGCCUGGACCGGUGACCUCAAGAACGCUGGUGGCGUUUGUGAGAAGAAUGGGCACUACCGUGGUUCGCUCAAGUCGCUCAACACCGGCAUCGUCACGCUGCUCAACUAUGGCAAACACGUCCCACCGGCCGUAUCCCACGUAACGCUGGCACACGAAAUCGGACACAACUUUGGCUCACCGCACGAUCCGGAACAGUGUACACCCGGCGGUGAGGACGGUAACUUCAUCAUGUUUGCACGCGCGACGUCCGGCGACAAGCGCAACAACAAUCGCUUCAGUCCAUGCUCGCUGAAAGCCAUCGAACCGGUGCUGAAUGCGAAGGCACGCAGUGCCAAAGGCUGCUUUACCGAACCACAGGAAGCAAUCUGCGGCAAUGGGGUGGUCGAGCCGGGUGAACAGUGUGACUGUGGUUGGGAGGAGGACUGUAAAGAUUCCUGCUGCUAUCCGAUGUCACGCCAUCCUCGCUUCGAUCAGAAACCAUGCACACUAACACCAAAGGCGCAAUGCAGUCCGUCACAGGGACCGUGCUGUACGCUCGAGUGUACGCUCAAGCUCGGUGACAAAUGUCGCGACGAUAAUGGAUGCCGUGAUCCGGCUUACUGUGACGGCCAGAUGCCCGUUUGUCCACCGUCCAUCAACAAACCGAACAAGACGAUCUGCAACAAGGAGUACGUUUGCUACAUGGGCGAAUGUACCGGUUCCAUCUGUUUGGCGUACGGGCUGGAAAGCUGCCAGUGUGCGGUAGGACCGACCGAUCCCGCUAUCAAGGCGUGCGAACUGUGCUGCAAGCAGCCGGGCGAGGACAAACCGUGCCUGAGCUCGUUCGAUUGGAACGAACCACCGUACGAUGUGCCGGAUAUGUACGCGAAACCAGGCACACCCUGUAACGAUUACAACGGGUACUGUGAUGUGGCACAAAAGUGUCGCGAAGUGGACCCAUCCGGACCGUUGGCAACGUUGCGAAAGUUGCUGCUUUCGGAGGAGAGUAUUGCCAGCUUCAAGAAAUGGAUUCUCAGCAAUUGGUACACCGUCGCGUUGAUCGUGACCGCUGUACUGGUUCUUCUGGUUCUGAGCGCGAAGUUACUGGGCAAGCGUACCAAUCUAAAGCUGAAAACGGUCACCAUCAUACACAGCGCCACGACGGAAACGGUACGGCUACCGGAGGACAACAACGGUGUAAUAGUGCACACGGCCGUCCGCACGAAAGUGCCGCUCAAAAAGAAGGUACGCGGCGAACGAACGAAACCCUCCAGCAAACCCACGAAGGGACAGUCGGCGGCAGCAACCACCACCGUACCGGCGGUCUCAGUUCCAAAGCAACUGCUAACCACAGUGAACGGAGCGACCACAACCACAACCGCCGUGCUACCGUCCACUUCCAAGGAGCUGCAGCAACGCCAGCAAGCGUCGGGAACGGGCGGUCCGGUCACGAACCCAACGACCGGUGGCGUCAAUCCAGCCACCAUAGUCAUUAAGCAGGUGAAGCGGCACGUUGGUCGUACCACUACGACCACCACCACGGUAGCGGGCGGUUCGGACAGUCCGAAAAAGUUGCUCCGCAGAAAGAAGAAACGUUCGAGUGCGGCAGCCGGUGGUGGUGGACCGUCGGAUGAAUCGCCGGUUAAAGAGCCGAAGCAGCAGAAGAAACACAAGAAACCGAAAUCAAAGCAUAAAGAGGUGAUCGACUACUCGAGCCGCAAUGCGUCCGAUGCGCACAGUCACAGUAACACCUUCGGGAAGGUACACCGUUGGCUGCUGGAGUCACCGAUCGUGGCCACCCAGCCAUCCGGCGGAACCGGUGCGUACGAACAUGCAUCAGCCGUAUCGAACAUUCUUAGCAAAAGUCAAUCCACCCCGGAUCAUCUGACGCAGGGUGCCCAGCAGACGGCGGCAGGCGGAACCGUCCCAUUGGCACAGACGACCGCCACUCGAUCGCCGAAGAAAACGCGCGUGAAAACCAAAUCCGUUGGCAAUUUGAACGAAAAGGUACGGCUGCAGGUGGUGUACAAGCCGCCGUUCAAGUUUAGCCUGAAGCUCUCCAAAACUGACCCAUCGGCGGUGUCGGGUGUGAAGACACAUGUGGUCCCGGGACCGGUUGGUGGGAAGCGAAAAAGUCGUCCACUAACGGACCGGAAACGUGUUGGACCGGGUGGUAUCAUUAGUGGCGAAGAUCAGCAGCAGCAACCACGCAAACGGUCGGCGAUUCUCGUACGCCAGCAGGUACCGGUAGCAGAGGAGAAACUUCCCAUCAUCGGUAAUCCGCUGGCCGAACCGAACUACGAAACGCUCAACCCCCGGCACGGGCUACCGGGUGAGGACGAUCUUACCGGGCACGAUGAGUCUUCGCACACGUACGAGAACAUAAUGUUUGGGGAUGAACCCGACACGGUGGCCACAAACAGCGCCACCGCAUCGCAACAGCAGCCCAAUGUGCCAUCCAUUAAUACGGCCACGUUCCGGAUCAGUCGGAGCGCUAGCGGGACACGGUUGCAGAAUUCACCUACGAAAAGCACCGCCCAACCACGUGGCAGCACGUCCAAUCUAGCAACUGGCGGCCAUCAUAGCAAUAGUGGCGGUCGUGAUCGGCAGCGGCGUUCCAGCGUACACAACAGCUCCACCAGUGCGUUCCGUGGCGCGUUCGGUGGUGAUAGUACGGAGUGUCUCAUACGCUCCAGCACGACCAAUCUCGCCAAACACGGUCACGGUGGCAAGCGGAACAGUUUCGCCGACAAGAAACGUUCCAGCUCCACCAACCUAAGUCGCCAUCAGUCCGGUUCGGUGUCUAACUUGCACACGCUCAAACGGCACGGUUCGUCUAGCCAGAUGCUGCACCAAGAUCCGAACGGAAGCCGCCGGAACAGCAUUACCCAGCCGGCGAAACUGUCCCGCUCGGCAUCGAACGGUCCCGGUACGAUGGGCCGCCGUCAUUCGGGUGCGAACAACGGUACGCUCGGUAGCAAUAACUCUAGCAACUCAAGCAACGGUAGCCACGGACACCAGCAACACCAUCAGCAUCAUCAUCAUGCGCACCAUCAUCAUCACGCUGGUCAGCAUCAGCGGCGUAGUAGUGUGGGAACUGCCGGCAGUGGGAAAGCAGCAACGGGCCAACCGCUGAAUGGAACAACGCACCAUCAGCAGCAACCGGUCCCCCUGGCCCGGCAGACAUCGUUGAAUGUGAAGACGAACAUGGCGGCACAGCAGCAUCAUCAUGGCCGCCCGCAUACAGCUACGUGUGCCGAUGAUCCGAAAGCUGUACAACGACCAUUCGAGUGGCCAAUGGUACUCCCCAGUGGUGGUAAUCGACGACCGCUCGAUGAACCGCUGCCAUCCGAUCUGGAGGUGAUGGUUUCGGACGUUGAAAAUCUGGUCAGUGAUAGAUAACAAAGUUUUUCACGUUAACGAUUAGCAAGAAACCCGCGAACAGGAAGGCGUUAGGGAAUGAAAAAAAAAAUAAACAAGUGAUAAAGAAAAAUGGUAACAGAAGCUAAGUACCAUGUAACGACGAAGGGUGUGCGCCAGAGGUUUUAGUAGCCGAGAUGAGUGAAAGAAGAGACAAACAGAACAAAACGAAACCAACUAGAUGAAACAGUGACAAGCAUAGAAAAAAAAAAUCCGACAAUGGUGGUGUUUCAAAGCCGGCAAACGAUGGUGUGUUUUGCAUUACUAUUUUUAAAACACUUCAAUGCUAGUUCCAAUUCGUUAAACUACUCCUCCUCCUCCUCCUCCUUCAAACAAUCAAAUAUAGUUUGUGCUGUGAGUAAACAAGAAAUGAAAACAAAGCAAAUAUUUACAUCCAAUUGGAAGCGCUCUCCCUUACACGUUCGAGAAACCUCUUAAACCUCAGCAACCAAACUACUCAACCACGUGUUUUUUGAGGGAGUCAAUGGAGGCGCCUGGUAUUUUGUAACAUUUCUUCAAACUAAAUGACUCUUUACGCAAUCAAAACAAACGAAACGAAUCGAAAAAAAAGAUGAAACAAUUUCCUCACCAUCGUUGUCACAAAGAUAAAGAAGAAAAAGAAGAAGAAAAGUAGCAAAAAAAAGCUGAAGGUCAGGUCAGUAAGAGUUGUACUAUUGGGUAGGUGAACUGACGAAUUUUAUUGAACUUACAGUUUAAAAGGGUUUUUUUUAUGUUUGUAAUCCGUGCCAAUUAGAAACAAUGCGCUGCAAAAGCAAAAACAGAAACAGAAAAGCAAAACCACAUACAAAACAAAUAAUACGCUACUCAAUGUCUCUGCUCGGUACCGCGGAGGUACGCCGUGGCGUGAAGAAUGUUUUUUUUUUUUGCAAAGACAGUAAAAGGUGGCAAAAGAAAACGCGAACGGAUAGCACACGAACUAUACAGCACCAACAUACGCCUCCUUUACAUACACGCCUUUGAAUGUAUGUGUGUUUUGUGGUUUUGUGUAACGCUUGUUCUACUGCUGGUGUCCACCAUUUCGUAAGGGGAAUCUAUGCGAAAGCGCCACAAUGUUCCGAGUGUCUAUUUUGCAAAAGGCUGAUUAAAAAGAAGAAGAAAAAAACAAGAAGAAGAAGAAGAAGAAGAAGAAGAAGAAACCCUCCACUUUUUUAUCAAACCCUUCUCCGCCUCAUCCAUUCUUCCCUCUUCCUUCAGAAUGCCAGUUUCUAUCACCUAAACGCUAAUGCACUUCUUACCACCUCAGCACCCCCCCGCCC